Messenger RNA from Prionailurus viverrinus (fishing cat), 4812 nucleotides. It is a transcript of the gene RAB39A, whose product is annotated as RAB39A, member RAS oncogene family. The record is from RefSeq and is a predicted model, not a curated record. The transcript has 2 exons. Gene Ontology annotation, molecular function: GTP binding; GTPase activity. The coding region runs from base 1 to 654 and encodes 217 amino acids. Lineage: Eukaryota; Metazoa; Chordata; Mammalia; Carnivora; Felidae. Gene Ontology annotation, biological process: Rab protein signal transduction. Gene Ontology annotation, cellular component: Golgi membrane.
AUGGAGACCAUCUGGAUCUACCAGUUCCGCCUCAUCGUGAUCGGGGACUCGACGGUGGGCAAGUCGUGCCUCCUGCACCGCUUCACGCAGGGCCGCUUCCCGGGGCUGCGCUCGCCCGCCUGCGACCCCACGGUCGGCGUGGACUUCUUCUCCCGCCUGCUGGAGAUCGAGCCGGGCAAGAGGAUCAAGCUGCAGCUGUGGGACACGGCGGGGCAGGAGCGCUUCAGAUCAAUAACUCGAUCUUAUUACCGCAACUCAGUUGGCGGAUUUUUAGUAUUUGACAUUACCAACCGACGAUCUUUUGAACACGUGAAAGAUUGGCUGGAAGAAGCAAAAAUGCACGUACAGCCAUUUCGGAUUGUAUUUCUGCUGGUGGGACAUAAAUGUGACCUGGCUUCGCGACGUCAGGUUACAAGGGAAGAAGCUGAAAAGCUGUCAGCAGACUGUGGUAUGAAGUAUAUAGAAACCUCAGCAAAGGAUGCCACAAAUGUGGAGGAAUCCUUUACAAUCCUGACCAGAGACAUAUAUGAACUUAUCAAAAGGGGAGAGAUUUGUAUUCAAGAUGGCUGGGAAGGGGUUAAAAGCGGCUUUGUUCCAAAUACGGUGCAUUCUUCUGAGGAAGCGGUAAAACCCAGGAAAGAAUGCUUCUGCUGACUUCCCACAGGCCAGAGGACUCCCGUGAACAGACUGGGUGUCAUCCCAGGAUCAAUACCAACGUUAACUUCAGCAGGAGACGCAAUGGCAGCAUUUAGGACACAGUUAUAAAUCGAUGCUAAUGCUAUUUUGUAAGGUAUUUAAUUCAGAGCGCUAUGCUUGCUGGUGACGCUACCAGAUUGGGGGUUGUGCUAAAUUAUCAGGCAAAGCAGACAACCUUUUCUUGAAACUGGAGUGUCUCCGGAAUGAUCCCCGUUCUCCCUUUGUUAGCACAUAGCUAACCGUAAUGUUCGCAUAUACCAAUAUUACUCAUUUUUCUUGACAGUUUGAAAUGGGGUUUUUUUGUGCAUAUAUAAUCUGAUCGAAAAGAUUCUAUCAGGAAUUACAUUCUCCUGAGCUCAUCUGUUAAUGCUGAAUAGCAAAGUGGAUUUAAAAGUGCAGUGUUUGCUUACAAAGGAACGAUCUCAGAGGUAUCAUCCACUAGGACGAAAAUAAUAAUUCCAUAUUUAAUGUGCCAGAUUUUAAACCAUUCUUUGAAAUAUUUAUCCUCCCUUAAUUUACCUGGACGUAAGAAAAUAAGUUUUAUACUCAUUUUUGUUCUCUGAUUUUUGCUCUUGAUAGAUUUAUGUUUUGUAAAGAUAUCUAAGGAUCCAAGCAAAAUAUUUUAUCGCAAAUAUUGGUAAAAAUAAAAAUGAAGGACCGUUCAUCAGCAAGUGUUUUGAUGUUAUAGUAUAUUGUCCUUAUUUAGACAAGGAAAGUUCAUUUAUAUACCGACAUUUUCAAAGAAAGUAAAUGCAAUUUACCUUGAACUGUUGUCAAAAUUAUCAGUAUAGGUAAAUACAGAAUGUUUUUAGUGAUCGCUUUUUUGUCCAAUUAAGUUUCUGAAUUUCCCGGUUCUGGGACAAGAAAAGUAUAGGAAAGAAAGAUUUUUCUGGGCAAGGAAGAUUGGUUAGAUGUUUGAUAUAUUUAGCAUUCAAAUUGCGUUUCAGUAAAAUUAAAGAUAGAAUACUGAGUUAAGGCUAUAAAAUGACUUUUGAGUUUUCUAAUUUUUAACUUAUUGAUUAAAUUCUCCUCCUGGCAGGGACAUUUUGAUAACAAUAGUUUACAGCAUACAUUUCUGUUCUGUUCUGUGAAGCAUUCCCAAUCGCAAAGGAGCACCAAAUGCAGCCACCUUUUUGGAAUUAUGAGGUUUACUGUCAACCUGCAGUAUCUUCAUUUGUUUGAAAACCAAAGUGAUAUGGUGGAAAGAAUAUUUAACGAGAAAUCAGAAUACCUGGGUUCUAAGCUUGCCUUUGCUGUACCGGUAUCUGAACACGAGUGAGUCACUUAAUCUUGCUAAGCAUCCAUUGUCUUAACUGUAAGAUGACAAUAAUAACCCCAUUUAUUGUAUUUCAUGGACUAAUUUUGAGAAUCAAGCGAAUCAUGUGACAAAGCUUUGUAAACAGAGAAAGCAUUAUGCAAAUACAUAAUGAGCUUGGUCUCAGCUGCUCGCGGGCAUACUAUUAUAUUUACAAUGGAUGAGAAUGUUGUUUUCUCACAUUCUUUCCCAUUUCCACAUUCUGCAGAGGGAGCAGAGGAAGGUGCAGGCUUUCCUGGACCCGAGGGAUCUCUUGGUUUCAUGUGGGCCCUGUGCCCUCGUGCCCUGAAACACUGCUCCUCCCAAGCGGAAAUGAUUGGGAGGGAAAUCCCAGGAGACAUAACUCCAUCCGGAAUCAUGUUUGAAUGUGGUUUUGUGCAUCUUUGGAGUAGAUAUUUGAUUAUAUUUUAAGUAACUGUACGUUUUCUAGGUUCAUGGAAGUAUUUUUAAUAGUGCUUACGGAGAGAAGAAUAUAAAUUAUAACAUCCCUAUAAGAUUUUGAAUAGUUGUAUUGUCAACAUUUUCUUGAUCUCCUUGCAUUCGUUUCACUUGAGUGAGUUCAAACUGUAAUUGAUCAGGUAAGAAUACCUGUCCCCGCCAAAUGUGAAACAAUUUAUUUUUACUGCUACCAUUUUCAAUCUUACGUUACAGUUUUGCACCAGUCCAAAAUGGCACCAACUCAAAAACUGGGUAUCUAACAACAGUUUAAGGUUUAAACAGGCACCUGUGCCUACUUGUGAAGUUAAACAACUAAAAUAUAAAAUAUGAUUUAACUUCUGGACACCCUUUAUAAUACUAAUGGUGGGGUAAAACUAACAUUCAGGCUAAAGGGUUCUGAUGUUUUUCAAGACUUAGAAUAGAACUAAGGAGGCAGAAGAAACAAACGGAAAUGCAGGGCCCCCAAAGUUGAUACUUAACCAAGGUCACACAUGAGCAGAAGCAAGCCUAGAUCUCUAGUUCUCCUUAUACCUUAGUUGGGGUUCUUUUCAUUACCAUGCUGUGUCAGGUGUGUGUGUGUGUGUGUGUGUGUGUGUGUGUGUGUGCUGAAGAAAAGGGAAAAUGUGAUCUAACUGAAUCCACAAAAUUCUAAAAUUGGCCAUAUAGUUUUGAGGUUAUGGAAGAGUGGUUUGUGGUACAACAAUAUUAAAAUGAACAAUAACUACAAAGAUCUGAGUUCUUAUGCAAGGUUGCCAAAUUUCUGUAUAACCUUAGCCAGAUAUCUUUAUCCAUAUAGAUAUAUCUAUAUAAAAUAACUGACCUAUUUUCUUACACAUCAUUAUGGAGAAUGUGGAUAGUGACACCGAAAUAGUAAAAAUGUUUGCUCCAGGCAAAACAUUUUGACUAAGUGUCUUAGAAGUCAGGUAUACUUGAAUCAGAUUAUCAUUGAUAUUAUUUCAUUUCAAUUAUUCAAUUUAAAUUUAAACCUAUUUAAAUUUAAAAUUUAAAACUAACGAUGAUGUAGCUAAUUACUAAGUAUUUUUAAUAAACAUGAUAAAAAGGAAAUGAAAAACUAUCUAAUCAUAUGAUACCCUUUCCCUGAGAAAUGCUUCUCAUCUUGAACUGUAUUAACACUUCGCAUACAGUAAUGUGAUGUUCAUUAAAUGGUAAGCUGAAGCCAAAAUGAUUUUGUAAACAGAAUGCUUUUAAAUGUGGCCUUUAUGUACAUAAUAGUAGCAAACAAGAUUUCUUGGAGAGUUUACACUAGAUUUCCAAAAGCCUCAAAAUACUCCAUGAUUGUUUCCAGGGGCGACCAAAGCAGCCUUUAUUACCGUUAAGAGGACUUUCCCAAUCUAUUAAUCCAACUUUAUAGUAUUCAAAAACUGAAUCUAUGGAUUAAUAAAAUCCUUUUAAGAGUACUUUUGAUUCUAUAUUGCCUUUGGUUCAAUCAAGUACAAAGCCUCGCAGACUUGAAAGAGUGCGCUAUAUUUGAAUAAUUUCCUUAGGUCUGACCGAGUGACAAGGAUGUGAAAGACUAAAGACCCAUUUCAUAAGCUGAUUCAUUUGUUCCCCAGUAACUGCCCGCAAAGAUUUAGUUGGAAAUGCAAAGGAAGCAUGUAAUCUUUAAGAAAAAAAAAGAAGAAAGACUAUAAAGACUUUAAAGUUAGGUCCUUUGUGUUUUAAAAUAGAGUAUGUUCCCAACAAGAUGCUUAACUCUUGGAAAUUUCACAGCUGGUAAAAGUUGUCUCUGCUUCCGAAUCCAGAUCUUUCUAAAUCCCCGUGUCUUCACUAAACCUUCCUGAGCGACCAAUCUUCACCUGAUACCAAAAUAACUAGCAAACCAUUCUCCCAAAUUUGGGUGAACGACUACAUGACUUGGUGUUUCUAUAAUCCUAGAAUGACGGUAGACACACGAGUGCUGAACUGUAACAAUCUGUGUCAAUCAUUACAGACUCUGGUUCGCUUAUUACACAUAAUCAUGUGGGAGAGUAAAUGAAGAGAAAAGAAACAAUUUUAAGAUUAUUUUCAAAGUUAAUGUUCCUUAUUGUUAUCUCUCUGGGUAAAUUUUUUUUGUCUUUUUUUUAAAUGGUGCCUAAAACAUUGUCUCGUUGAUGUGAACUUUGGUGACUAGCAAUCAAUGGUUAUUAUGUUGAAUUAAUCCUAUUGAAUGUGGAUCUCAUAUACAUGGUUUUAAUUUACACAUUCCACGGAGAAACUUGUUUUGCUAUAAUCAUCUUUUGCCAUUUUUUUUUCUUAGAAUGAAAACCAAUGGGAGAAAGAUAUGGUUUACAUUUUUUGAAGUAUGUUAUGAGUGUUACUUGAUUUUAAAUAAUGAAUAAAAAGAAUGAGAACUAUGGUUGUCA